CAGCAGCAGCAGCAGCAGCAGUGCCGUCCGAGUCAAGUGGGAAACAUACGAGCAGCGCUGCAAAAGAAAAAGUUAUGGUCGAUAGGUGAAAGGGGUGGAAGGGGUGUGACGAGAAUUGCGAUUGUGCACUGAGUUGCCUGUUCGUUUGUUCGUGCUAGCUGCUGUGAUAUUUCAAAUUUUACCUCCCCCUGCCAAUUGUGUUGCUUUCUGUGCGUGUGUGUGUGUGUGUGUGCCCGUGAGCGUGCGUGUGUGUGGCAAAAGGGGAGUAGGCAAAGGUUGUGUGGAGCGGCGCAGUCAGGACAUUCCGGGACGUUGGAGGAUUCGAGGUGAUAAGAGGCUGCCGUCGUUCGCGAACCGACCAGCACCACCGGGGUUCUCAAACCGUACGCACCUAAUCAGCACAGCCUGCAGAUUGGACACCGUACCGAUUACCGCCCCCCAGCAUGGAAGCGACGGCCGCUGGCUAUGCCGAUUGUUUCGGCAACGGCGGGCCGCAUCUCGUUGGCAUUGGCAUCGGCAACGGCAGCGGUGGACCCGGCACGUCGUCACAUCCGGCAACCGAUGGGCAGGCAACGAUCGGUGGCGGCAACGGCACGACCAGCGUCCAGUGGGUCCAGAGCGGUGGCGGACCCGUGUCGGUUGGCUCGAACGCCGCGAAGGAGGACCUCGGCGAUAUGGCCUUCUACAUGCCCAACUACUCGCGGGAAGUCCUAAAGAUGAUGUUCAUGAUGCGCUCGCACCACAUGCUAACGGACGUGACGCUCGAGGUCGAGCAGGAAACGUUUCACGCACACAAGGUCGUCCUGUCGGCCGCAAGUCCCUACUUUAAGGCAAUGUUCACCGGCGGUCUGAAGGAGUGUGAAAUGGCGCGCGUGAAAUUGCAAGGCGUUUGUCCAACGGCCAUGACCCGGAUCCUCUUCUUCAUGUACACCGGCCAGAUACGGGUGACGGAGCUAACCGUGUGCCAGCUGCUGCCGGCGGCCACCAUGUUCCAGGUGCCGAAUGUGAUAGACGCGUGCUGUGACUUUCUCGAGCGCCAGCUGGAUCCGACCAACGCGAUCGGUAUCGCAAACUUUGCCGAGCAGCACGGCUGUGAGUCGCUGCGGCAAAAGGCUAACCAGUUCAUCGAGCGUAACUUUACCCAAAUCUGCCGCGAGGAAGAAUUUCUGCAACUGUCUGUGAUGCAACUGAUAUGUCUGAUCCGGAAGGAUGAGCUGAACGUGCAGGGCGAACGGGACGUGUACGAUGCGGUUUUGAAGUGGGUAAAAUACGACGAAGACAAUCGAUACCCCAAGAUGGAAAGCAUACUGUCGGCCGUCCGUUGUCAGCUGCUAACGCCCAGCUUCCUCAAGGAGCAGAUGAAAAACUGUGCCGUAUUGCGCCGUGCGCCCGGUUGCCGCGAAUAUCUGGCCAAGAUAUUCCACGACCUGACGCUGCACAAACGCCCCGCCGUACGCGAACGGAAGCCCAACACCACGCGCAUGAUCUUUGUGGCCGGAGGAUAUUACAAGCAUUCGCUCGACAUGCUCGAGGGCUACAACGUGGAUGACAAGGUGUGGCUCACGCUACCAAAGCUGACCGUGCCACGGUCCGGGCUCGGGGCUGCCUUUCUCAAGGGCACGUUUUACGCGGUAGGCGGUAGGAACAAUUCUCCGGGCUCUUCCUACGAUUCGGACUGGGUCGAUCGAUACAAUCCGGUCACGGAACGGUGGCGCCCGUGCUCACCGAUGUCCGUGCCACGGAAUCGUGUCGGUGUGGCUGUAAUGGAUGAGCUGCUGUACGCCGUCGGAGGAUCUUCCGGAUCGGAUUACCACAACACGGUGGAAUAUUACGACCCAGAAACGGAUCGAUGGACACUUGUGCAACCGAUGCAAUCGAAACGGCUCGGCGUGGGAGUGGCCGUGGUCAACCGGUUACUGUACGCCAUCGGUGGUUUCGAUGGGAAAACGCGCCUAGCCUCGGUCGAGUGUUACCAUCCGGAGAACAACGCCUGGACGCUGGUGCCGCCGAUGCGGUACGGACGUAGCGGUGCCGGUGUAGCUGCACUCCAUCAGUACAUCUACGUCGUCGGUGGAUUUGACGGCACCAGACAGUUGGCGUCGGUCGAGCGUUACGAUACCGAGCAGCAGUGUUGGGAGAUGGUCGCGUCGGUCCGUAUCGCUCGCAGUGCUCUCUCGCUGACCGUGCUCGAUGGACGGCUCUAUGCGAUUGGCGGGUACGACGGGCAGGACUUUCUCACCAUCGUCGAAGUGUACGAUCCGGUUCGGGAUGUGUGGGACGAGGGUACACCGCUCACGUCUGGCCGAAGCGGUCAUGCAUCCGCCGUCAUCUACACACCGUCCUGCAUCUCCAGCUACAUGGAAGGCCUUAAUCUUGGCAGUGGCGAAGACAAACGGCAUGAUUCGGCGGGAACGGGUGGAGGUGCAGGUCAAGCGCCACCGGCGGCACCAUCGUCGGCCCCACCGCCACCUCCGCCACCAUCGUCACAGGGAACAGCACCCGGCGGUGCGCCCGCUUCACGUCCAAUGGAAGCAGGUGGAGCUGCCGACAGUCGAAUGGCUACGGGCGAGCAGGAAGAGGAGGAGGAAGAAACCGAGGGCAGAGAACCGUUUGCCAUGGAAACCGACUCUAGUCAAGAGGAAUGUGAUAAGGAUGGCACCGUGCACGACACGGGUGUUGGCAUCAGCAACAGUAACCACAGCAGCGUGCCUUUGGAGCGAGCUCCACCACCGGAAGUGUUAUCGGGCGUGCUGGUGGAACAUCCGGUACGUGCGGAGGUUCUUCCACCGUCGAUGCGGCUCACACGUCGCAUCCUUUCCUGUCGCCGGGGAAAGCGAUGCCCGGGAAAGGAACGAUCACCGUCACGAUGCGCCAAACGGUCUUCCUCCUCGUCGGCCCGCUACACCCUCACGCUAGAACCCGUUCCAUCCGCCCGGAAAGCUUCGGAAGCUUCAGUUGCAGGCGGUGGUGGUUGCAAAAGUAAGCGAAAAGCGCCCAUCACAGGCGGCGGCGUCGGCGGCACCAGUGGAACCGCAAGCGACGAUCAUUGUCCGCUGGUACGGCUUAAAAAGCGCAUCACCUGUUUUGUGUCCGCCAUUGUUUCACCUACCUCUUGUUCGGCCGCAUUGUCAUUGCCAGUAGCUAGCUCGGUAAGUGAAGAAUCCACCGGUGCAUCGACGGCGAACGAAGACGCCAUCGUGCCAACGGUGCCCGCCAUCGUACUAUCCACCCCGGACGAUAUGAAUGCCGUCGUUGAGCGUGAUGCUGAUCGGCUGUCCGCCGGCGGCUGCAACUCGCCUACUAGCUCAGCGAACAUCGUGCAGCAGCAACGCCACCAGCAGCUACUAAAAUCACCGAACGCAAAGUUAUGACACUCGUAAUAUCGUGCCCAUCGUCGUCUGCUGGAAGACAACGGUCUCCCACUGCUUAGGAGAAAAGUAUUCCAAUCGUUCAGUAGUGUCUAGGUGAAAGGUCGUGGCAACUACUGAACAACCCACGAUACCAAACCCCGUUAGCUGUCGAUCUAGAAUGAAUCUGAGUACCAAACCUCACUUACAUCCACGUGUGGGUGUUGAUAGGAUAGGGAGAGAGAGAGAGAGAGGGGGAGAAGGAGAGCUUAGCUUUCCUCUUCCGGCUCCCUGUGCGUGUAUGUUUGUGUGUGAGAACACAUUCCCUUGCAAGUAUGACGACGAUGACGGCCGCGAGAUCGAGAUAUAGUGCCAAGAGUGACAUACGUUUAGCCGAACGUCUCGAGUAGGGCGGCUCUAGGGCGAGUGGUUAGCUAGAAUUAUUUGUUGUACACACUCUACUUAGCGCAGCAAAACCUUCCUUUUUUACGUAAUUUGUGGACCGGGAAGCUAGGAACCCGGAUGGGGGUGUUUUUUCCAUGCUUUUGUUGAGAUGUGUUGUACGUCGUUCGGUCGGGAGUUACAUUUCCGGUUUGUCUUAUACCAUGUAUAAGACCGGUAUUUGUGUUCGGGACCGUGUUUCGGAUUAAUCUCGCGUUCGAAUGUUUGUGUUUGUGUGCAGAUCAAAGUAAGCUUCGCGAACGUAUUGUGUCAUGGUAAAACACCAGGGCACACGCGCGCACACACAAGAUUCCGGAAUGUAGCUAGGAAUGGAGCCUACUAGGAUUGUGCUAGUGUUUUAAUUUUAUUGCUAUUUUUUAAAUAAACACAAAAACCCCAACUGUAACUUUA
Molecule: messenger RNA, 4199 nt
Organism: Anopheles stephensi (Asian malaria mosquito)
Lineage: Eukaryota; Metazoa; Arthropoda; Insecta; Diptera; Culicidae
Product: kelch-like ECH-associated protein 1B
Exons: 4
Coding region: 444-3371 (975 amino acids)
Molecular function (GO): protein binding
Source: RefSeq, a predicted model, not a curated record